Messenger RNA from Talaromyces stipitatus ATCC 10500, 3310 nucleotides. Its product is annotated as protein kinase, putative. Lineage: Eukaryota; Fungi; Ascomycota; Eurotiomycetes; Eurotiales; Trichocomaceae. Gene Ontology annotation, cellular component: cytoplasm. The transcript is spliced from 2 exons. The coding region runs from base 1 to 1899 and encodes 632 amino acids. The record is from RefSeq and is a predicted model, not a curated record. Gene Ontology annotation, biological process: microtubule cytoskeleton organization; intracellular signal transduction; protein phosphorylation. Gene Ontology annotation, molecular function: tau-protein kinase activity; protein serine/threonine kinase activity; ATP binding.
AUGGCAUAUGCUGGGAGGGAAUCGUUUUCCGGUAAACGCUAUGAAGAAGAACAAUUUUCAGGGCGGGAAGCCUCAGUCAGGGGAGGAGGAGAGGAUGAAGAAAGUCGCGUGAUAAAUGAGCUUCAUACGGCGACUCCGCCGAUGCUUGUUCCUCGAUCCGACGAAAACAGCAUUCACGAUUUUGAUUCAGAUGUUAGCUAUUCACAUAGGCCCGAGGAGUUUCGACGGUCGUUUGAAGCCUUUUUACGUUCGGAUCAGUCGCGGAUACAGGGGGAGUCGAAAUCGCAGCAACAACAAGAUACGCUCCAUUACUCUGUCGGCGAAGGAAGCCUGCCAGAGUUCAAGUCGCGGGACUACGCUGGUUCAAGAUCUAUACAGAAGCCUCGGCCAUCAGCAUUGCGUAGAGUGCAGAUGCAGCAUAAUGACGUUACUCACAAUGAAGAGUUGAAUAUUGAUGACGCGGAUGAAUCGCGACAAGACACAUCCCCAGAUAGCGGCAUAUGUUUCACGUCUAGGAGGAACGAUGAUUCCACUUCAGCUGUCGACAUGAACCAACCUACUUCACUCACUUCUGUUUCGACCAUGUCACCGUUGGAGGAGGUACGCACGCCAUACGAGUAUCCACGUGAAGGUCCCAAGGAUAUGUUGCUUUCGCCACUAUCCUCCUCUCCCCUUGUUCAACGGGCAACCUCUUUUGACGAUCCUAAUACGUGGUCUACAAGCGUACCAGGAUCCUAUAGCAGCAAGCCCCGUAGCUACACGAUUGACAGACAUAAUAGCUGGAGGCAGGUCAUGCGCCAGCAGCGUUCUCGCCGAUCCACCGGGUCCAGCGGAAAGUCUCCUGCCAGCGCUUUUCUAUCCAUGUGGAGUUCCCCUGAGGAAGUUGUAGCGCCUCAACCUGACGACGAAGGCCAGAUGGUUGGUACAGACUAUGUGCUUGGUAAACAGAUCGGCUUCGGUGGCUUCAGUACGGUUAAGGAAGCAUACAAAGUUGGAGCCGAUGGCUCUACCAGGCGCUUGGCUGUGAAGAUUGUAAAGAAGCAUGUCAGUGGUAAAAGCGAGAAGGAGAACGACCAAGUACAGGCUGAAUUUGAUCACGAAGUUCGAAUCUGGCGACAGUUAAAUUACCAUCAUAUCCUGUCACUGGAAGCCGUAUACGAAACAGAUUACGCUACUUUCUGUUUCACGAAGCUGCAUAUCGGUGGCACGCUCUUUGACUUGAUCAAAGCCAAUCGUGGUGGUCUGAAUAUGAAUCUCGCUAGGAAAUACUCCUAUCAGCUAGCUUCUGCUUUACGAUACUUGCACGAAGAUAUGCGAGUGGUGCAUCGGGACAUCAAGCUUGAGAAUUGCUUACUGGACCCCGAAAGGUUGGAAGACGGCACAGAGAGUGCCAAACUCGUGCUUUGCGAUUUCGGUAUGGCUGAAUGGAUGACAAACGACACCAGUGGUGAACCACUUGAUACAUAUGACAAUCCUGCUGACCGACCGCCACCACAAAAUAUUGGACCGAGUGGCUCUAGCACAAGCGUUGCCGGAAGCUUGGAAUAUGCGUCUCCAGAACUCCUCCUUUCUUCUACGGGCUUGAUUGAUCCGGUCGUCGAUAUCUGGGCCUUUGGCGUUGUCGUCUAUGCAACGUUGGUAGGAUCUCGUCCCUUUCAGCAUGGGUUUGGCCCUCGUCUACAAUCCAGCAUUAUUAAAGGUGAAUGGAACCAGGAAGCCGUUCUUGCAGGCCAAGACGAUGAUCGGAGCCGCAAGGAAGCUUUGGAUCUAAUUCGUCAUUGUCUAGACAAGGACACAUCUUCUCGGUGGACAAUACGACAAACCCUGGGAUGCGAUUGGUUCUCAUCUGUAACUGAACCUUCAGAUGAGCAUCUCGAUGAGCGGUCAUGGAGACUUUAGUCUUUACAACGCAGUCGGUCACUACUCAAUCAUCAGCAACUUUUUCUCGCAACGGUCUAUCUUUGACCACUCUAUGAAUUUUGUUCGAUUUUUCUAUUUUUUAACGACGAUAUGGGUAUAAUUUUGGCACGGAUCGUUCAGGAGUAUUGAUUUUACUAUGCAUUAUGGUCACUGGUGUGUUUUAGCUGUUAUACCCCCAACGGUCAUUUAUGAUACCCAUGUCCUUAUUUUCCCCGGUUGCAGAGCGUGUACCUGUGAGCGGUGUCUUUUCUUUCAUGUGGUGUUCUUUACAUGCUUGUUGAGUGGAACGACCUAGGCGUUGGUUCUGUUUUCUCAUGAUUGUACUAGUUUCCUCGGUUUUUCUCAGCUCUUCUCUUCUGGUUGCUCUCUGCUCUGUUAAGUCUUGUGACUUCUCUCCCCUCACAGAUUGAUUAUCAGGGGAGUCUCUCUCAGUGGUAAUUGUAUUGUUCUUCUGAGACUUAUGUCCCUGCUUUUGCGUGUCGUGCUUUCUUUCUCCUUUCUAUGGGCUUGAUGCGAUGAAGCGAGCGAGUUGUAUUAUUUAGCCAAUCUAGCGUGACAUGUAUGCCUCUUAUCGACUUCCUUAUACUCUUCUCAGUCCGUGUUACUUGCAAGUUGCCUACACUCUUGAUGUAGUAUUGAUAUCUCGACAGCAAUUAAAAGAAUGAACUUCACUGUUUGAAAUCAUACAACAGUCCAAUCUCCAAAGUAAAAUAAUAUACAUAUAUUCAUACUAACACUAAGAAUACACCUGACACGAGAAAAGAAUCAGACAAACUACCAAAUCCUAUUCGGCGCCAGAGUCUUCUCCUUCUUAACACCAGCUGAAGACUUCCUCUCAGCAGGCGAAAGGAAAAACAAACUGGGUCCUUCACUCGGCUUAACCAAAUGACUCAAAUAACCUCUAUGAGCCGGAUCACGAUAAUACUCAAUAUCCUUUCUGUGCGUGGGAUCCGGUAACCGAUACAUAAAAUUCCCUCUUUCCAUAAUCUUGGAUUCUUUCAGGUCUGAUUCCUGUUCAGCUCCCAAAGCUUUCAUGAGAAACUCACUACCACUUUUCUGGGACCACGCCAAUGAGAAAAAUGGGUGUGUUUGACCCAUCAGAAUCCGUUUUAUGGACGCAUUUGUAUAGAAUCGUGUCGUUACGGAGCCACCGGCUGCUUCAAUAGCGGCAAUAGCAUCUGCAGAGGCGCGCGAUACCACGAUGUGGAUUGGUUGUUUGAGACCGUUCUCCUUGCCGCGACCGAGCAGUUUUAUGCCGUCGCGGAAUUGGUGUACGCAGUUUGAGUGGAAGAGCUCGCGCACUGUGAUGGGGUAUUUGGGGUCGAUGCGGCCUUGGUCGAUCCAUUCUUGGAUUCGGUCGAGGUUUACCGUUAUUAAGUCAGUAGACCAG